UUGGUGUUAGUGUUAGGAGAUCUGCAUAUACCUCAUCGCUGUAGUAGUUUACCGCCGAAGUUCAAAAAGCUGUUACUGCCGGGUCGUAUACAACAUAUUUUGUGCUCGGGAAACCUAUGUACCAAAGAAUCUUACGAUUACUUGAAGACUCUCGCAAGUGAUGUACACGUUGUUAGGGGAGACUUCGAUGAGAACUCAACAUAUCCCGAGCAAAAGGUGAUAACAGUCGGCCAGUUUCGUAUUGGCCUUAUUCAUGGACACCAAGUAGUGCCUUGGGGUGACGAAGAGUCACUCGCUUUAGUACAGAGACAGCUUGACGUAGAUAUCUUGAUAUCGGGUCACACACAUCGUUUUGAAGCAUAUGAACAUGAGAACAAAUUCUAUAUAAACCCUGGAUCCGCAACAGGAGCAUAUAGCCCGCUGUUUAGGAAUGCCAUCCCGUCAUUUGUACUUAUGGACAUUCAGAGUUCUACAGUAGUGACAUAUGUGUACAAACUGCUCGGAGAUGAAGUCAAAGUUGAGAGAAUCGAGUAUAAGAAAGCAUAA
Danaus chrysippus (African queen) is the source of this 546-nucleotide messenger RNA. Lineage: Eukaryota; Metazoa; Arthropoda; Insecta; Lepidoptera; Nymphalidae. The record is from the annotation of a GenBank genome assembly.